UCGUUACCGAGCUAGAUAAAAAAGAUUUUCAUUAUAGUGCCGAUUUCUGUAAAAGGUUGUUGUUAACCAGCGUUAUUGAUCUCUUCCUCAUUUUUGUUCUCGCUCUUCCAACUCACAUGGAGAAAGAUAUUUAUGUUAGACUCGUUCAGAAACUCUACAAUGUUUUGUAUGUACAACUUCUGUUGAACGUGGCUUGCAACGUUUCACUCAAAUGUUUGAAGAAGUUCAAACAGCGGACUGCAGAUGCUAGCUGUCCAAUAGUCGUGAAGUUGCUAUGUCAUCUAACUGAUUGUUUGCAAACUUAUGGUUUGCAUUUCUCUGAUAACACUGAGCAUAACAACAUAAGCAGUACUUCAGAUGUAACUGACUUCAUGAGGAAGGGAUUGACAGAGUUUUUGAGUUUGGUGGUCCUACUGUAUGCCCACAUAUUUCAAUUGUCAGACCUUAUUGAGCAGAAUUACGCAGCGUUGUCGCACAAUGAGCUGCUCAAGGAGUUACACGUUACAGCAAAAGUUGAAAUGAACAUCGGUAAUGAAAAUGGCGAGGUUGACAUAAUGCCGAUGAACUGGUCCGUUGAAGAAGCGAAGUUGUUCAUCGGAAGAUGGUGUCAGUCCGUCGAAACUCUUCAUCAAAUUGUUGACAAUGAAAAUGUUGAAAAAAAGCUGUACACCCCAGCAAUCAGGUGGCACGCUCCGUCACUUAUUUCGUUACCGAAUGAUUAUGACAGUCUCUUCCAAUAUUAUCACAAAAAAUUAUGCGAGUCUUGCAAGCAAAAACCAAAAACGCCAGUUCUAUGUCUUCUGUGCGGGAAGUUCCUCUGCUACAAUGUUGAUUGCUGCUCUAGGUCCAUGUACGCUGAACACAUCUGGCACUCGUUGGAGUGCGGCAACGGCACGGCCCUCUACCUAAACAUCGACACGUCACUGAUCAGCAUCGCUAAGGGACUGAGGAAUGCCACCUGGAUAUCAGUUUAUUUGGAUAAACAUGGUGAAGAAGAUAAAAAUCUCAAGCGUGGUAAACCACUCUAUCUAAAUGAGGAACGCUACAGCUUGCUUAACCAAAUGUGGAUUACUAACUCGUUUGACCAGUUCAGCAGACAGUGGAACUUUCAAAGAAUUAAUUGAAUUUUAUUAUAGCUUUUAUUAGAUUAUUUAUAUAUUUAAUUUAUGUUUUAUUGUUUGCAUAUUUCAAUGAAACACUCUCUUGGUAAAGCUCUGCCACGAAAAAUCUUUUUGAGUUUUGUCUUUAAUUGACAGCAACUUUGAAACGUGGAACGCAUUUUUAUAUUUAUAAUUAAAUAUAUAAAAGUCGGAAAAUUAAAAGAUAGUGUAAAAA
Molecule: messenger RNA, 1335 nt
Organism: Helobdella robusta
Lineage: Eukaryota; Metazoa; Annelida; Clitellata; Rhynchobdellida; Glossiphoniidae
Exons: 8
Coding region: 117-1124 (335 amino acids)
Biological process (GO): protein ubiquitination; ubiquitin-dependent protein catabolic process via the N-end rule pathway
Cellular component (GO): cytoplasm; ubiquitin ligase complex
Molecular function (GO): ubiquitin protein ligase activity
Source: RefSeq, a predicted model, not a curated record